AUGAUAGUCGUCACUGAUGCUGAGAAACGGAUGCAGCACUCCCCGGACGGGCCGAUAGGGUUCAGGAACAUGGAUCGAGCCAGGCCCCAAGAUGAGCGAAUGUCUGUAAAUUUGUGAUGCAGGGACGACAACACAAAUGCCCCCACUCGUGACUCAUCGAUCAUCACUGUUUCCCAUCGCAGGUAGGAAGUAGGACUUCGGGAAGGUCCGUGCUGUGCAGGCGCCAUGCGAUCGUCAAUGACUGGAAUGCUCCGCGAAGAGGAGCUAUCUGA
Molecule: messenger RNA, 272 nt
Organism: Ceraceosorus bombacis
Lineage: Eukaryota; Fungi; Basidiomycota; Exobasidiomycetes; Ceraceosorales; Ceraceosoraceae
Source: the annotation of a GenBank genome assembly